AUGGAGAGAGACGGUGAAGGCUUUUGCUGGAACGGCAUGGCCAGCUGGAUAGGUAUGAAUCUCGCAACAGCUUUUUUCUCAUCUCUGGAGCGGUGCUCUUGCAUCAAUCUUUCAACCACCGAUGAUCCUGACGAUGCUCUUCUCGUUCUCCCUUCCGAUUCGCACCGAUUCACCGAUGGAUCUUCACAUCCGACCUCUCCUCCUCCUCCGCCUUCCAAUGUUACUAACGCCGACGCCGACGCCGACGCCGUUUGA
Molecule: messenger RNA, 255 nt
Organism: Vicia faba (fava bean)
Lineage: Eukaryota; Viridiplantae; Streptophyta; Magnoliopsida; Fabales; Fabaceae
Source: the annotation of a GenBank genome assembly